AUGGAAAAGUGGAAGGGAUCAUUUGCACAAACUCAAUUAGAAAAGUUUGGUUGGGAAAAUGGUGAAGGUCUUGGUAAAAACAAAGAGGGUAAUGCCAAGCACAUCAGUGUCUCGGUAAAGAACGACAAGAAGGGUGUUGGCGUAGGCCAAGGUCAAUGGGAAUUUGCUUGGUGGGAUCAUUUGUAUAAUAAGAGUGCUAGUUCUGUGGUCGUAGAAAAAGACGAAGACAAGGGGGAGAUCAAAGUGGCUACAAAAUCCAAAGGAGAAACUCGUCGUUCAAAGACUGGCAUCAUUUCAACACAGCGUCCUACUGGCAAAAGCGUCAAGUCGACAGAGACAACUACUAAAACUACCAGCACUAGCAUGAGCUCCAUGGCGGAUUCUCGAAACAUGAUGGAUUCAGUCAAGGAUGUGCAUGUCAACAUUGCUCAGCGUUUAGCAAGUGCAUCGCUUUAUGGUUCAUUCGUAAAGAGUGCCACCGCAUCAGCUGCUCCUACACCAGGUGCCUCAGACGAAGAAGUGGAUGAUGAGUUGAAGGAUUAUUCAAUGAAGGUGACAGAUGCUGAAUUAUUUGCUGCAUGCGAGGGACGCACUGCAAGAAAGGGCGGUCGUGGACUAGUAGAUCAGACUGGUAAAUUUAAGCGUGUGAUGCAAGAUUUUGUGAGACCUGUUGACGAAGACGAUAUCGUUGCUGCUACCAAGAGUAAAAAGAGAAAGCAUUCAGACGACAAGGAGGAUAAAAAGUCAGCAAAGAAGCAAAAGAAGGCAGAAAAAGCUGCUCGAAAAGAAGCCAAAGCAGCCAGAAAACUAGAAAAAGCAGCUAAAAAGGAGGCCAAAGAGGCCAAAAAAGCAGCCAAGGCAGCAAAGAAAGAAGCUAAAGCGACCAAGAAAGCUGCCAAAGAGUCCAAGAAGAGCAAGGACUAA
Messenger RNA from Mucor velutinosus, 924 nucleotides. Its product is annotated as SWI/SNF and RSC complex subunit Ssr2. The coding region runs from base 1 to 924 and encodes 307 amino acids. Gene Ontology annotation, cellular component: nucleolus. NCBI's taxonomy places the organism in Eukaryota, Fungi, Mucoromycota, Mucoromycetes, Mucorales, Mucoraceae. Gene Ontology annotation, molecular function: nucleic acid binding. The transcript is spliced from 2 exons. The record is from RefSeq and is a predicted model, not a curated record.